Molecule: messenger RNA, 6099 nt
Organism: Myxocyprinus asiaticus (Chinese sucker)
Lineage: Eukaryota; Metazoa; Chordata; Actinopteri; Cypriniformes; Catostomidae
Product: ZZ-type zinc finger-containing protein 3-like
Exons: 12
Coding region: 309-2801 (830 amino acids)
Molecular function (GO): zinc ion binding
Source: RefSeq, a predicted model, not a curated record
UGGCAUAUAACAGUGUAUUCUUCAGUACAAUGUUCAGAGCAUCAUUAGGCUGGAAUGAUCAGUGCUGAAAGUGGUGCUCCUGAGAGCCGGUCAUUAUGAAAGCGAGCGGAUGGGCCGCGGCUGCUGUCCUGUACAGUAGAGCAGUGGAAGCGGGAUUGUGGGAUCACAUUCAGCAGCAGCAGCGCACAGAGAGAAAAAACAUGGCGGCUGCCGAAUGUGCAGCAAAGGAUUUGCGGAAGUGAGGUGCCCACAUUCUGCUGCUGAGGAGAGAGCACCAUGAUGAGGAGACAGUAGGCACCCACCAUAGUAUGGCCGCGUCCCGCUCUUCGCGCGUCACAAGAUCAUCAGUGGGGAUAAAUGGAUUGGAUGAGAACUUUUGUGGUCGAACCCUCAGGAACCGCAGCAUCGCCCAGCCAGAAGAGAGCUCUCCACCUCCUGCAUCCAGAGCCCGCUCGCCCAAGAAGAAGCAGGACUGUCAGCAGCACCAGCAGGCCGGAGCACAGGUUGGAAAGGUAGCCGAGAGCAAGGCGGAGGUUGAGCCCUUGCCCGCCUAUGGAAAACGGGGCUUACCCAGCUCCGAGCAAGACGAGUCAGAGAAAUCGGACAACUGCGAGCGACCAAGGGUUGGGGGUGGGCCAGAAGCCUCCCCUGCCCUGAAGAGGGCCAAACGCUGCCCUCGCUCAGGUGAAUCGCAGGGGGUAGAGGAAGAACCUCCUCUCAAACCAGACAGCCCUGAUCCUGCUGCACCGAAAGAAAAUGAUGAGGACCUCAAAUCAAACCCGUCCUCGAUCCCUCCGCUCAGCAUCGACAAAGAGGCGGAGCAGAAAGAGGACAGCCCGGCAGAGAAGAACGUUCCUCCCCUGCAGGCCAGAGAGAAUGUCAAGGCCACCAAUGGCCUUGCAGAUCUCGAUAAGGAGGAUUCUGAAGUUGCAGCCUUACCUGCAGAGCCCUGUGCCUCCCCUGCCAUGCUUAACAACAGUUCCUCACUGUUAAAUGGCAGUCAGGCUGUGCCCUCAUCCCCAGACCCUAUUGUGCCUUGUAGAUCCCCUCAUCCCAAGCAAGCCAAUGAGUCCGACAGCACUCAGAUUGACUGUGAGAGAAACUGCACGGCGGAGGAAGCCGCAGAGGCUGUGCUGUCCCGGGAACCGGAGAUGGAGGUGGAGGUGGAGGUGGAUGUCGUGGGGGAACCCAGCCAGGCCCAGGAUGAGCUGGCCAGGGACGAGAGCACCAAUGGCAGCUUUGCAACUGAGCUGCAGGACCCUUCUGAUGACUGCUCGAAUAUCUCAGGAGAAAUAGUGGCGCUGGCUUCCUCCCAGUUGCCCGCGGAGCCCCCGUCCUUCACGGAGCCUCAAGAACACAGAUACACCCUGAGGACUUCACCGCGCCGCGCUGCCUGUGGUAGUGGGCCCAAAGCCAGCUCCCCCAAACCCAGUUCCCCACACCUAGACAAUAGUUCAUUGAAGGAGGAGGCCACACUUGUUCCUUUCUCUUCAGAGGACGCCAGCCAUAAAGACCCUACCCAUGAAUCACUGGGGCUUUCUAGUGAGGUAGACAGUGAAUUCUCAGAGAAAGCAGGGGUCAGUGAAGAGGUAGAGGUUUCACAUAGUAGAUCAUCCAGGUCCACCAAAGAGCUUUUGGCCACUCAGGCUGAGGAGGAUGAGGAGGAAGAGGAGGAUCCAGAUGUCUACUAUUUUGAGUCUGAUCACUUGGCUCUUAAACACAACAAAGAUUAUCAGAGGUUGCUCCAGACCAUCAGUGUACUGGAGGCCCAGCGAACCCAAGCCAUCAUGGACCUGGAGACGUUGGCACGGCGUCAGAAAGAGGCCCUGACCGACCCCAUCACCUUUGUGGACCAGCUACAGAAACAGGUGGAGAUGGGAUUGCCCUGCCCCCAGAGAGUGGUCAAGCUCCCGGACAUUGCAUGGGACCAAUACACCUCAGGUCGUGGCGACUUUGAAAGAGAGCUCUGCGACAAGAAGCGUAAAACACGGCGGUUGAAGUUAAUCUUUGACAAAGUGGGGUUGCCUGCUCGACCAAAAAGUCCUGUGGACUCCAAGAAGGAAGGUGACUCUUCAUCCGUGUACUCCUCUACCCUACCGUCAAGUGACAGUCCUGAACAAAGCAUGACCAGUAGCACAACUCAGAUGAUCAGAGGGCGACUGUGCAACCAGAGCAAACCUGACACCUUCAAUCAGCUGUGGACCGUUGAGGAGCAGAAAAAGCUGGAGCAACUGCUUUUGAAGUUCCCACCGGAGGAGGUUGAGACUAAACGCUGGCAGAAGAUUGCAGAUGAACUUGGCAACAGGACAGCCAAACAGGUUGCUAGCAGGGUACAGAAAUACUUCAUCAAACUGACAAAAGCUGGUAUUCCAGUACCAGGCAGAACGCCCAACGUGUGCAUGUACAGCAAAAAGGCCUCCAGUAAGCGGCAGCACCACCUCAAUAAACACUUGUACAGGCCAUCAACGUUCCUCACCUCAUAUGAGCCACAUGUGUACAUGGAUGAUGAGGACGAACGUUCUCACUUCUUCAACAGCCUACAAGAUUACGGUGCAGAUGAUUCGGAUGAAGACGGUGUACCAGAGGAGCUGAGACAUCUGCCAGAGUACAAGGAGCUACUGGAGCUGAAGAAACUUAAGAAACAGAAACUACAGGAGAUCCAGGCUGAGAGCGCUCUCACACAACAUGUCGGCUAUAAGUGUGACAUGUGUGGCAUGGAGCCCAUACAGGGUAUUCGGUGGCACUGCCAGGACUGCCCGCAGGACAACGCCGUGGACUUCUGCAGUACCUGUUCCGACUGAUCAUUGUCAUGCUGAAAGGUGAACCACCUGCCCAUCAUCAGUUGUCAAGCAGAGGGCCACAGAUUUUCCUCAAGAAUUUGGGUGUACAUAGAAUCAUCCAUUUUCCCUUCAAUCCUGACCAAUUGCCCAGUCCCCACCGAAGAGAAACACCCCCACAGCAUAAUGUUGCCACCACCAUGCUUCACAGUAGGUAUGGUAUGUUCUGGGGGCUGUGCUGUGUUUGGGUUUCUCCAAAUAUAGCGCUUGGAGUGCAGUCCAAAAAGUUCAGUUUUUGUCUCAUCUGACCAUAAAACCUUUUUUCCACAUGCAUGAGAAUACUCCAAUUGUUUUUUGGUUUUUUUUGCAAAGUGCAAACGAGACAUAGUGUGGUACUUUUUCAGAAGAGGCUUCUUUCUUGCCACCCUGCCAUACAGGCCAGCUUUGUGUAAUGCUUUGGAGAUUGUCACAUGCACAGACUGAUCAAUCUCAGCCAUAAGGGCUUGUAAAUCCUUCAAAGUUGCCUUUGGUCUCUUGAUAGCUUCCCUGAUCAAUAUCCUGGCUCAAUCAUACAGUUUUGAGGGAUGGCCCGAUCUAGGCAAGUUUGUGGUGGUGCCAUGCACUUUCCACUUCUGAAUAAUGAUCUGAAUGGUACGCAGAGGGAUAGUUAAAGCCUUUGAAAUCUUUUGAACCCUUCUUCUAACCUGUGCCUUUCCACAAUUUUAUUCCAGAGACCUUUUGGAAACACAUUUCCAACCAUGGUGAAUUGUUGAUUUCAUUACCAUGCAUUACUAGUAAUGGAAUCCUCAUGGAACAGCCGGUAUUAUUCUGAAGUAAUCAAAACCACUACAAUUGAUUAGGGUGGGGCCAUUUAUCCAGGUAUGUGAUCUGAAAGGUGAUUGGUUGCACCUGAGCAAGUUUGUUAACUCUUAGGGUGCUGAUCACUUAUUUAAACCAGAUAUUUUACAAAUUAAUUUUUACUAAUUGUUCAGAAUUGUUUUACGUUGUUUUUACUUUGUUGAAUGUUAUACUGUGUAGAUACAGCCGGAAAAAGUUAGAUUGAAUUUAUUUAAAUUUGCAGGGUGUAAUGUAACAAAUAAGGAUUUUGACAAGGUAUGAUGACUUUCUAUAGUCACUUGUAGUAACCCAUUGUGUGUACAUUUCAAGUACCUACUUGUAGUUAUCUGUAAUUACACUGUUGACUCUAAUCCCAAACCUAAACUAUCUCUAAACUACCUCUUUUGUAGAAGUACAUUGUAUCAAAUGCUUUAAUGUAAUGCCACGUUCCAGACGAGGUCAGAAGUGGGAUACCAGAGUUGAAAUUUCCAACUUUCAACCUCUAUGCGUUCCAGUCAGUCACACUUCACAGUCACAUGUACUCAUAACAAGAUGGCACCAUGACUCAAGAAUAUUUUGUGUUCAAUUUUGGCUAAAACAUAAAAGUCAUGAACACAAAAUGCUUAAGUUUGUUUUUAUGUUUCACAAAACCCAGCUCCAGGUUAUGCUCGUUGGUCACCACUAUCUUGGAAAUUAUGUCAAAUGACACUCCUCGCUGGGGUCGGGGUUAAACGAUCUAUCCCGACUUCACAAUUUGGAUGUCUGGCUUUGAGCGGCAUUCCAGUCAUUAUUUUGAUGUUGGAUGUGGAAAAAUUCCAAGUUCCGACUUGUCUGGAACGCACCACUGGUACAUAGUAGUAAAAAGGAUAGAUCACCAAAAAAAAAUUUUUGACUCACCUUUAUGUUGCUCUAAACCCAUAUGCCUGAAAAGAAAAUUUUAGGCAGUAUGUUAGUCUCAGUUACUAUUCCCUUUCAUUGCAUCAUUUUUUCCCCAUACAAUGAAAGUGAAUGGUGACUGAGGCUGUCAUUCUGCCUAAAAUAUAUUUUUGUGUUCCACAGAUUGUCAUACGAGUUUGAAACAACAUGAGGUUAAGUACAUGAUGACAGUUUCCAUUGUUGGGUGAACUAGGACUUUAACCUCGUGCGACCCCGUGUCUACAUGCGUGGAUGUUGUAUUUUGGCUUCGCUGUACGCAACGCAUAAUUUAAAUGAAUAAAAACAGACUGAAUACUGUUCACAAGACUCUAGACUGUCAUUUAAUGGGUUAACUUCUGCAACACCGAAUCACGUGACACAACAGCAUGCCGUUGAUUUCCUUGAAGCGCUCCUACGGACGCAUCGGCAACAAAAGUGCCUCUGGUAAGAAAUCUCAACGUUUUUUUCAUUUAAACCUGUUUGGUUGUAAAGAAUAGAGUCCCUAGUUUCAUUUGCUUUAAAAAAUCAGUUAAUUUUUCAUGUGUCAGCACACUGAUAAACAUGAUGUCCACAUAUGUGGAUUUUGGGACAUUAUUCCCUCAAAAGUAGAAAAAACAUGUUAGUUAUUUUGAAUAACUUUCAACAUUAACACAUCUGUGCAUCAUUUCGUUUCAUUUUAAUAUAUAUUUUGUUAUAUUUUAUUUUGUUAUCACUGUGCAAUAUGAUUCUAUCCAUUAACAUCAGUAAAUGCAUUUCUGUAUAUUUACUGUGCAGUUUCACAUUGAGAAUAAAUGGGUUCAUACAAAAGCAGAAAAAUGUUGCUGUCAGAGGUUUUAUGUGGAGUUAGGAUGAAAGUAAGGUGCAUUUCGAACUGUUCUGAGACCAGUGCAGACAGACAGUACACUGGAGGUUAAGUCAUUCACUAAAUAUGGAGCAAUGGAUCAUCCUAUAGCUUUAUAUGCAGCAAAGUGCAUUCAGUCCUAAAAUUCAAUCAAAAGUUCAGUUUCAGGCUGCAGAUGAUGUUUGAACCACUCAACAUGUUUGGCAGAUAUGGGACAAUGAUAAUCAGUACAUUCAGAAUUUUAUAAUGCAACAUUUUAUUUUAACAUGGUUGGCAGUUAUUGGAUGAUGCUGGACAUCAUUUUGAAUAAGAAUUAUUUAUUCAGCUCUACAGAAAUGUAGAUGUUAUGUUGGUUACUUCUCAAAAACAUGAAUAACCAACACUCCUGGAAACAUAAUUAACAAUUUGAUGAAAAAAUUCGGACUUUCUAUAGCUUAUUGCUAUUUACAAUCUCACAACGUAGUCCCGCUGUCCACAUAUGUGGACAUACAUUUUUAGGACAACUAUUUGCUCUAGAAUUGGAAAGGGAAACAGAAAAUGCACACAGCAGUCACGCGGAGUCUCAGGAGGUUAAUGAAGACACCUAAUACAAAGUGGGACCCAAUAAUGAUGAGACUAAUUAGGUUUGUUAAUAAUAAUAUCAUACUGCAGCCACCAGAGGGUGGUACACUAUUGAUAAAUGUGUUUUAUCUCUGAUUUAAUGCCACAGUGAAGUGAUUGUUCCUCAUG